Molecule: messenger RNA, 4067 nt
Organism: Monosiga brevicollis MX1
Lineage: Eukaryota; Choanoflagellata; Craspedida; Salpingoecidae
Exons: 10
Coding region: 154-3810 (1218 amino acids)
Biological process (GO): intracellular protein transport; intra-Golgi vesicle-mediated transport; endoplasmic reticulum to Golgi vesicle-mediated transport
Cellular component (GO): COPI vesicle coat
Molecular function (GO): protein binding; structural molecule activity
Source: RefSeq, a predicted model, not a curated record
GACGCUUGCCGGCUGCCAGAAGUUUGUUAGACAUUCCUGGCGCACUUGCGCCAACAGCCGUCCCCUGGCCUCGCCCCCAUCUAUAUCCCUUGCGCUGUCAGGGUCCAAACACUGAAUCAACGCGGCUGCUGUGCGGCGUUUUCCACCGCUGCCAUGCUGACCAAAUUUGAAUCCAAGUCGGCGCGCGUCAAGGGCGUCGCGUUUCAUCCCAAACGCCCCUGGGUGCUGGCCAGCUUGCACAAUGGUGUGGUUCAGUUGUACGACUACCGCAUGGGCACGCUCAUUGACAAGUUUGAUGAGCACGAUGGCCCCGUGCGCGGUAUCGACUUCCAUCCCUCGCAACCCCUCUUUGUUUCCGGCGGUGAUGACUACAAGAUCAAGCUGUGGAACUACAAGACACGCCGUUGCCUCUUCACUCUGCUCGGCCAUCUCGACUAUAUUCGCACGACUUUCUUCCACAAGGAGAAUCCAUGGAUCAUCUCCGCCUCGGAUGAUCAGACCAUCCGCAUCUGGAACUGGCAGGGCCGCUCCUGCAUUUGCGUGCUGACGGGUCACAACCACUACGUCAUGUGCGCCAACUUCCACCCCACCGAUGAUUUGGUCGUCUCUGCUUCGCUGGAUCAAAAUGUGCGUGUUUGGGACAUUUCCGGGCUUCGCAAGAAGAACAUGGCCCCUGGUGGACUGGCGCUUGGUCCUGGCCGCGAUAAAGAUGGCGAUCUCUUUGGCUCGGCAGAUGCCACCGUCAAGCAUGUUCUUGAGGGCCAUGACCGCGGCGUCAACUGGGCUGCCUUCCACCCGACCAUGCCCCUGAUCGUGUCAGCUGCUGAUGAUCGCACAGUCAAGCUUUGGCGCAUGAAUGACUCCAAGGCUUGGGAAGUGGAUACCUGCCGUGGCCACUUCAACAACGUGUCGUGCGCCAUCUUCCACCCACGCCAAGAGGUCAUCCUCAGUAACGCGGAAGACCGCUCGAUUCGCGUGUGGGAUAUGCAGCGUCGUGCCGCCGUACAAACCUUCCGCCGUGAACACGACCGCUUCUGGGUGAUUGCGGCGCAUCCGGAGCUCAACCUCUUUGCUGCUGGUCACGAUAGCGGCCUCGUUGUUUUCAAGCUUGAGCGCGAGCGCCCCGCAUACGCGAUCCACGGCAACAAACUGCUGUACGUCAAGGAUCGCCAGAUUCGCACUUACGAGUUUGGCAGCUCUAAAGACGUUCCAGCCAUGACGAUUCGUAAGCAUGGUACCGGCGCGCCCCAGAACGGCAUCCAUACCAUGUCCUUCAACCCAGCCGAGAACGCCGUCCUGGUCACCGCCCAGACGGAUGGUGGCGUUUACGAGCUCUACAACCUGCCCAAGGAUGGCUCGGGCGAAGACACAAGCAGUGAAGGCAAACGUGGCGCCGGCAAGUAUGCCACCUGGGUGGCGCGCAACCGUUUUGCGGUGCUCGACAAGUACAACACGGUCCUCAUCAAGAGCUUGAGCAACGAGACAACCAAGAAAAUCACCCCACCCUCCGCAACAGAAGCCCUCUUCUACGCCGGUACUGGCAACCUCCUGCUCGGUGCAGCCGACUCGGUGACGCUCUUUGAUGUGCAGCAACGCCGCGCCUUGGCUACUCUGACGGUGGCCAAAGUGAAGUACGCCAUCUGGAACAAGGACAACACCCGUGUGGCGCUUCUGGGCAAACACAUGAUCACCAUCUGCGACCGCAAGCUCAAGCAAUUGGCCAGCAUUCAUGAGACCAUUCGCGUCAAGAGUGCUGCCUGGGACGAGAGUGGCGUUCUCAUUUACACGACCCUCAACCACAUCAAAUAUGCCCUCCCCAACGGUGACAGCGGUAUCAUUCGCACCCUUGAUUCCCCCAUCUACAUCACCAAGGUCAAGGGCAGCAACGUUUACUGCCUGGACCGCGACGUCAAGACGGCCGUGCUGGCCAUCGACCCCACCGAAUAUCAGUUUAAGCUGGCUCUUGUGUCGCGUCAGUACGAUCAGGUCCUCUAUAUGGUGCGCAACGCCAAGUUGCCGGGCCAAUCAAUCAUCGCCUACCUGCAACAAAAAGGCUACCCCGAGGUGGCCCUGCACUUUGUCAAGGACCAACGCACGCGCUUUGGCCUGGCCCUUGAGUGUGGUAACAUCCCGGUGGCCUUGGAGGCAGCCAAGGAGCUUGACGAUCCGGCCUGCUGGAAUCAGCUUGCUGAAGUGGCCCUGGUGCAUGGUGAGCACCUUGUGGUCGAGCUGGCUUACCAGCGCACCAAGAAUUUUGAGAAGCUCUCUUUCUUGUACCUCAUCACUGGCAACCUGGGCAAGCUGCGCAAGCUCAUGACCAUUGCUGGAGACCGUGGAGACAUUAGCGGGCAAUUUCAGAGCGCCCUCUUCCUCGGCGAUGUGGAAACACGCAUCAACAUCCUGCAGAAAACCAACCAAGGGCCCCUGGCCUACCUGACCGCCGCGACGCAUGGCCUGGCCGAGCAAGCCGACGCCAUCGCCGCUCAACUCGGCAUGGAGGCUGAUCAGCUGCCCCCUACCAACCCGGACAGCUGUCUACUUGUACCUCCGGAACCUGUCUCCUCGGAGCAGGGCAACUGGCCCCUGCUGAACAUGAGCAAGGGUUUCUUCGACAACCAAAACUCGGGUGCGACCGGCUCUUUUGCUGCGGGUGAUGUUGACGACAUGCCGGAGGGCGAUGCCUGGGGCGAGGAUGACCUUGACUUGGACGAGGAUGGCGAGGUGAUCGCGGCCGAGGCGGCAGACGGCGAGGAUGCUGACGCUGGUGCUGGUUGGGGUGAGGACGAUGACGACCUUGAUCUCGAUCUCGACAUUGAGCUUGAGGCCGAAACCAGUGCCGGCGAUGCCGAUACGGGCUACUUUGUGGCACCCACCGCGGGCUCAUCGCUGGCGCAGGCCUGGGUCAGUACCAGCAGCGUGAUUGCCGACCACGUGGCGGCUGGUGCCUUUGAUACGGCGAUGCAGAUUAUGCAAAAGCAGCUGGGCAUCGUGGUGUUUGCGCCUUUUGAAAAGGCUUUCUUGACCGCGUACGCCCGCGCGCGCGUGGCGGUCCCCGGCACGGCCUCGACGGCACCUUUGCUUCUCCACUCGUUGCGCAACUGGAAGGAUGCCACCCCACGCAAUGCUCUGCCUGCCGUGGGUGUCAAGCUUUCGGCGCUCGCUGAACAACUCCAGGCGGGCUACGCUGCCACGACCAAGGGCAAGUUUGAGGCGGCCAUUGAUAUCAUGCGAGAUAUUCUCCUGAGCAUUCCAUUGCUUGUGCUGAACACGAAGAGCGAGCAGAGUGAAGCUGAACAGCUGGUCGACAUUUGUCGCGAAUACAUCUUGGGCCUUUCCAUGGAGUUGGCCCGCCGUGAUAUUGCAAAGGAUCCUUCGCAAGCAGCACGGGCAGCAGAGCUGGCGGCCUACUUUUCGCACUGCAACCUGCAGACAGUGCAUUUGAUCUUGACGCUCAACACAGCCCAGACCCUGUUCUUCAAGCUGAAAAACUUUAAAACAUGCUCGUCGUUUGCUCGCCGCCUGCUUGAGCUAGGCCCCAAGCCUGAGCUUGCCACCAAGUCCAAGAAAAUUCUGCAGGCCUGCGAUAAAUCGCCCACGGACGCCGUGGACUUGGACUACGACCAGCACAACCCCUUCAAUGUGUGCGGCAAGACCUAUAAGCCCAUCUACAAGGGCUCUCCCAUGGUCAAAUGCGCCUAUUGCUCGGCCGCGUAUGUGCCCAGCUUAGAAGGCCAAGUUUGCACGGUGUGCCGGGUUGGCAAGAUUGGUGGCACGAGCAUCGGUGGCCUUGCCGCCCUCCGCUUUGGCUAAGCUUUUAUUCCUGGCGAAAGCGGGUGUCAUGACCUAUUGCUUCUGGUUCGUGUGCUCUUACAAUCAUUUGGUGCUGUGAGGUCUUUCCAUCGUACAAUUUUUCUUCGCGGGCUGCAGAUGUUCGACCUUGUCUCGAUGUAGUGUGUGUGUGGUUGUGCGCGUGGCAUGCUGAGGCAUUAUUUUGUGCUCCUUACCCCUGCGGCAUCGCGCACCAUGCGUCUGUCAUUUGCUCAAAGAAUCGAAAAGGAUGUAAGCAC